CUGCCGGAGCGGCGCGGACGGCGCGUUCCGGCGCGCGCGCGCGCACCUCAGCCAAUCGCGUGCUCGCCCGCCCCCCGCGGCCGCGGCGAGGCUGGCGCUGGGAAGAGGAAGAAGAACAUUCGCCCUCCUCCUCCCAGCGCGCGGGCGGCGGCGGCGGCGGCGGCACCGGGGUCACGAACUCUGACCUUUCACUGACAAAAACAAUAACAAACCCCUCCUUCCCCGCGACCCCGGCGGCGCCUCCGGGCCCGCCCCCGCCGUCCAGCUCCCACCUCGGCGUCCCGUCUCUCUCCAGCUGCCCCGCGAGCCUAAGCGGCCCGGGGGCUCCCGCCAAACGCCGACGCCGGGAAGCCGGCCUCCCCCCCGCGCCCUGCCCUCCGCGCCGGGGGCCGACCCGCCGCAGACACGGGACCUGCUUCGAGGCCGCUUUGGCGCCAAAUCCUGAGGUACCACGUACACAGACUUCUCGGCCGGAAUCUCCAGGGAUGACCAGCCCCUCCCCGCGCAUCCAGAUAAUCUCCACUGAUUCUGCGGUAGCCUCACCUCAGCGCAUUCAGAUCGUGACCGACCAGCAGACGGGGCAGAAGAUCCAGAUCGUCACCGCGGUGGACGCCUCCGGAUCCCCCAAGCAGCAGUUCAUCCUGACCAGCCCCGAUGGAGCUGGAACUGGGAAGGUGAUCCUGGCUUCCCCAGAGACCUCCAGUGCCAAGCAGCUCAUAUUCACCACCUCGGACAACCUCGUCCCCGGCAGGAUCCAAAUCGUCACGGACUCUGCUUCUGUGGAGCGUUUGCUGGGGAAGACCGACGUCCAGCGGCCCCAGGUGGUAGAGUACUGUGUGGUGUGCGGCGACAAAGCCUCAGGCCGCCACUAUGGGGCUGUCAGCUGCGAAGGCUGCAAAGGUUUCUUCAAAAGGAGCGUGAGGAAAAACCUGACCUACAGCUGCCGGAGCAGCCAGGACUGCAUCAUCAACAAACACCACCGGAACCGCUGCCAGUUCUGCCGGCUGAAGAAGUGCCUGGAGAUGGGCAUGAAGAUGGAGUCUGUGCAGAGUGAACGGAAACCCUUUGACGUGCAGCGGGAGAAACCAAGCAAUUGUGCUGCGUCCACUGAGAAGAUCUACAUCCGGAAGGACCUGCGGAGUCCUCUGAUAGCCACGCCGACGUUCGUGGCCGAGAAGGAUGGGGCGAGACAAACAGGUCUUCUUGAUCCAGGGAUGCUUGUGAACAUCCAGCAGCCUUUGAUCCGUGAGGACGGAACGGUUCUUCUGGCCACGGACUGCAAGGCUGAAACAAGCCAGGGAGCCCUGGGCACAUUGGCAAAUGUAGUCACUUCCCUCGCCAACCUCAGUGAAUCCCUUAACAAUGGCGACACCUCAGAAAUACAGCCGGAGGACCAGUCUGCAAGUGAGAUCACUCGGGCAUUUGAUACCUUAGCAAAGGCACUUAACACCACAGACAGCACCUCGCCCCCAAGCCUGGCGGACGGGAUCGACGGCAGCGGCGGCGGGGGCAUCCAUGUCAUCAGCAGAGACCAGUCCACGCCCAUCAUCGAGGUCGAGGGCCCCCUCCUCUCAGACACUCACGUCACAUUUAAGCUCACGAUGCCCAGCCCGAUGCCCGAGUACCUCAACGUGCACUACAUCUGCGAGUCGGCCUCACGCCUGCUCUUCCUCUCCAUGCACUGGGCCAGGUCCAUCCCCGCCUUCCAGGCCCUCGGGCAGGACUGCAACACCAGCCUGGUGCGGGCCUGCUGGAAUGAGCUCUUCACCCUCGGCCUGGCCCAGUGCGCCCAGGUCAUGAGCCUCUCCACCAUCCUGGCUGCCAUCGUCAACCACCUGCAGAACAGCAUCCAGGAAGAUAAACUUUCUGGAGACCGGAUAAAGCAAGUCAUGGAGCACAUCUGGAAGCUCCAGGAGUUCUGUAACAGUAUGGCGAGACUGGAUAUAGACGGCUAUGAGUAUGCAUACCUUAAAGCUAUAGUUCUCUUUAGCCCCGAUCAUCCAGGUUUGACCAGCACAAGCCAGAUUGAAAAAUUCCAAGAAAAGGCGCAGAUGGAGUUGCAGGACUACGUUCAGAAAACCUACUCGGAAGACACCUACCGGUUGGCCCGCAUUCUCGUCCGCCUGCCGGCACUCAGGCUGAUGAGUUCCAGCAUAACGGAAGAGCUGUUUUUUACUGGCCUCAUUGGCAAUGUUUCGAUAGACAGCAUCAUCCCCUACAUCCUCAAGAUGGAGACAGCAGAGUAUAACGGCCAGAUCACCGGAGCCAGCCUAUAGCGCACAGCCCGCCCUGCCGAGGAGCGCCGGGGCCGCUGAGACACAGACCGCAGAGUAGUGGUGGUGUGGUAUGUGCAAAUACUCCAUAUGUUAGCUGUUCCCACCUGGCUUCUCCAUAUCUGUUAGUCCCAGACAGUAGCCACUAAAAGACUCGUAGGAUCCGCUCCUGCCGUAAGAGAUGUUUUAAUGCCUUUUGAUGAAGCAACAGAUUUUUAAACAAUCUUUUAACUCAAUUUGUAUCCAGAAAUUCUCAAAGGGCAAAAAACAAAAGCAAAGUUUUAUAAUGUCAGAGACUAGUAUUAAAACUAAAAGAACCGAAGAGAACGGUAUGUGUGUAUAUAUUACGGUGUCCUUGGGAUAGCUCCUCAUGACCAGGGUAAUGAUGCUAGCACUUGGUGAGCACUUCCGGUCAGCGUGUAAUGGCAGCAGCAGCUCGCCAGUGUGCAGGCCAGAUGGAAACUGUCUGUUGCCGAAAUGCUAAUGGUUUCUGUGAAAAUGCAGUAGGGUACGGGAGACAAUCACUCGCUCAAGGGAGUCCUUCCUGACCGCGCACGCGCUGCUAGUCAGCCGAGCCCCAGGCGCGGAGGCGGCGGCGGUGCGGGGCACACGCGUGCUGCUCUGAACGCGAAGCUUCCUCGGCCCGAGCGGAUGCUGACGGGUUCCCUGGUCUGUGAUGGGCCUCCGCAGGCUCCUCUGUGACUGGUUCUCAGAACUGGAUUCAACCACCAAUUCCCGCGACAACCAAAAACAUCGCUGCAUCACUUCCGCCGCUCACGGCAGAUGGAGUGGUCUGCCUAGCAAGUGCAAGGUGGGCCUUCUGAACACUUGUUGGGACCUCCCACCGCACGUCUUCGGGGGAGGGCCGGGAGGGCUGUCAUCUCUGCGGUGCACACCCCGCGCCUGGCCAGGCAGCAGCCGACCGGUGGAGCCAUGCGGCGCGCCUCUCAGCAUCUCCAGGCCCAGCACCACCUUGGGCAGCAGGCUUCUCGAUGCUCCUGGUGCGGCACACUGGGGUCCCCCGGGGCUGCAUCCACAGAUGACCCCUGGCGUGUUUUAGAUGAUGGAUGAAAAGGCAGGCUGCCUGCUCCUUAAACAACCUUUAACCCCAAAGUCAUCUUAAUGACCAUCGUUUUAUUAAAACAAUGCAGUUAUUGGGAAGUUUACCUAGAGAAAAGUGCUCACAGAUGCCCCUGGUUUCUACUGGGAAGCAUAGCAAGGCUGCAUGAGGUGUCCGCGCUGUGUUUGUGGCCCAGGUUAAGGAAGUACAGCGAGGCCAGGUUUGCAGCUCUUAAACCUUUGGAUCAGAUGGUCCCUCCUAGGCCCAGGGCAGAUGAGCAGCAGGGUGGCGUGACGCCGGGAAGGGAAGGUGGUUGCCAGGCCACCACAUGGGCUCGAGGCAGAACCAGAUGGCGCCCCGUUGCCAUUGGGAGCACUUAGUCAUUGGUGGGAAUUAAGUGGGAACACUGUCUCCAACUCAAAGAUAUUCCUGUUUGUGUAUCAUUAUAGUUUACUGUUCAUGCUUUGAAGCAAGUCUUAGAGAAAAGUGUAGUACCCAUUGUAAAAUGAUGGAAAGGAUUUAAUAUUGCCAGCUUACAAUUUUGGUUUUCUAACUUCAGAGUGACUUAAGUUUCAAAAGUAAGAUGGGACACUGGCCAAGAGGGUGACCAGGGUGGGUCUGUUUCAUUUCUGCUUGGGAAGGGUUUUCGCAGAGGCACUCUGAAACAUUUGUGCACAUCUUACAUAGUGAGGUGCACAUCUGUCUGUCCUGAUUUUGAUGUAAGCAUGUCUGAGGGGCCUGUAGCAGCUCCCUGGGAACACGUGUCAUCCUGUGUCACAUCUUUUAGGUCUGAGCUCUCAGUGAUGGUUAGGUCAACACUGGCCUGCUCUCUGGGGCAUCAUCCUGUCUCUGUGAGGCCUUUACACUCAGGUGGCCUUAGGUAUUAGGGCAGCUUAGCCAAGACCUGAGCCAAGGUGCUGUUGAGACAGGCUGGGAGUAGAAGGUGUGAGCGGCGGGGAGACCGUGAACACUGGGAUAGGCACGUGCCCCGCGCCCGCAGGACGCCCUGGGACAGUCGCCGAUUCUAACUGGGUCCUGCGCCCGAGUCCCCACGCUGCUGAUGGCUGACUCCAGUGGAGCAUUCUGGGCUCGGAACACUCCUCUUUCGUGUCCCAGAUCGCCUUGGCCUUACUUUGAAGUGGUCUUUUCCUUAAAAAUCAGCUCCACACAACCUGAAUUCUCACCGCCCCUAAUCAUUUCAAACCUUUUGACAGCUGGCCCAUCCCUCUCCUGUCAAAUUGGUUAAGAAGAGCCCAAAGUCAAAAAUUAUUUAGAGAGACUGGAAGCCAAUACUUAGCCUCAACUUUCACAGGGCUCUUCACCCGUUAGUAGUUUGUGAGACUCUGAUUCAGGGAAGAGAGCGCGCCCUCUGCAUCUGAGUGACCAUUCACACCUGCCUUCUGGUGGCCCCGCUGCAGAGCAGAGGGGACGAGGGCACCCGAGGGAGGCGAGGAUGGACGCACGGUGUUGCUUCCUGAGGACGCGGGCUCUGCUCCAGGGGCGUCUCAAAUAGCGGGGACAGUUACAUGUUGAAAUGUGUGGAGUUCAUUACAUGUAACAUAACAAGAUGACAUAGAGAAAGACCAAAUUACUCAAGCAGGUAUUUUCCAAGGUAUUCCUGGAAAGUAUUUUUAAGGAAGUGUGUGGGUUUUUUUUGGGGGGAGGGGGGGUCUACAUUAUUUAUUUUCUAAUCUCUCCCAGGAGCUGUGGUCAGGGUCCUUUUUGUCCGGAUUUUUGGAUCUGGUCUCAUGUAGUCACCCUUGGGUGUUGUGUGAUCGCCCUUGAGAGGCACUGGUCUCUAGCCCGUCAGUAUUAAACGUGGCCUCUGGCAAGGGUUGUGUGGCAGAGCCGGGUGCUCGCGGGGCUCUCGCGGUGUCCAGUGCUUCUGUCCUGGCCUUUGGGGGAACGCCUAGCAGAGCACUCUUGCUUCCACCCUGCCCUCGGCCCUCACAGGCAGCCCUUGGCUGAGGACCCAAAUCCCAGGGCCUGAGGACAGAUGAGAGCUUAGGAGCAUGCUGCCCGUUUGCCAGGGGGAGUGGCCUUAUGUGCGCUGGGGCUACAGGUGACAUCCUCUGAUGUGCACGUCUUUACUCUGGAGGCUGCUGCCCUCCCAACCUGGGAAGGCCCGACAAGGCAGGGCAGCCACCCACAUCCUCCAGGGUCCCACUUCCCUUCUCCACCGAUUGUGCGACUCUUUGAAAAUGUCUUAACUUUGAUGUCAAUUUGUAGCGUCAGCCUCUCCUCACAACAGAGUGGCCUGAGUCUUUUGUACACAGGGUCCCGGGCUUCCUCACCCGUGCCUCCUCCUAGCGGGCACUUCUGUGUGUCCAGCCCUGGGGUCCCUUCACUGGCGUUAUGCGUGUACAGAUUUAUAGGCUUGUAUGACUGACUGAAUGUACAUGUGUUUAUACCCUCUCUGUAUGUACAGUGUAUAUAGCAUAUGUGUACAUAGAUGUAUAUUCUGUAUACAGACACGUAGCCACAUAGCCAGACCGCUUACGUUUUACAGAGAAUCGAUGAUAGAGUUGCUACAGUCAUUGAUGUGGGUGUUCCUUGGUCCCUCAGCAGGAUGGAUUUGCUGACAUUUUCCUUGGGGUGAGCCUGGCUGGGAAAGGCCCUGCCCUCCACCAGGGCCAGGAAGCUGGAAGACAUUAGUUUAUCCCAAUGUCCAAAACGAGGUGGGGAUCUGUAAUGUCUGUAACCUAGUUGUUACACAUCUAUUUACAGCCUAACUGGGAGGACCGUGGCAUGAGUGGUGUUGGCCUCCCAUGCACUCUGAGUCCAAGACUGAGAACAGUCUGCGCGGUGGGCCCUGACUCCCGAUGUGGUGGAAGCAGCCCACACGUGCUCUGGGGCUCUCUCUACCACAGCUACAAAACAAGUAUUCUUGAAAAAUAAGCAUGAAUGUUGAGCUAACUCCUAUGGCAUAUAAAUUACAGAUCUUUUAUUUCUCUAACUGUAGCAUGUGGAUAAAAUUCACUGCCCUUAUUCCUUUCUAUAAAUUAUGAUUCUAAAAUUUUAAAAUUUCAGAUAAAACUUACAUUCUAGUGCAGAUAUAUACCUUAACACUACAGAUGCCAAAUUGUCCUUGUCCAGGUCUGUUCCGAUGAACUCUCCCCAUUAAUCGAGCUUUAAGCUGAGACACCGCACUCGGGAGCCAGGGCCCAGCAGGAGUUGCUCAUGCACCUGUAAGCAGGAGACCUGAAUGGUGGGAAGGCCGAAAGUCGGCCUGCUGGAAGGAUCACUGGAUAAGUACGAAAACUCAGACACCACAGGUUACUUAAAAAAAAAAACACAAAGCUUAUUGAAACGUUUGAAAAUAGCGUGUUGAGACCACAGUCCUCGGUGCCUUUGUGAGACGGCGGGUGUGCAGCCUUUGGCUUCCCGCGGCUUUGAUGUGACAAAGCUCCUGCUACUUCAGUGGCCUCAUCCCAUUCCCACGUCCUUCCCUGUCGUGACAAUCACUCUAUAGAAGGGGGCUCUCCAGUCAAAAUACAAGUGGAAGCUUAGCAGUCUCUAAAGGAAUCUACAGAAGUUCUCCUUGGGGCUAUGUACCUUAACUAGUCUAGGAAUAAACUCUCAGUUUUAAGAGUAUUUUAGGGGUGAGGAAUGUCUGAGAUAUGCUAGGAAAAAAGGCUCAGCAGUAUUUAUCAAUUGACAGACUGUGAUAAAGCUUAACACUUGGAUGACAUUUGGAAAUAUAUAAAAAGUGGCUUUUCUUUAGAAAAGUGUCAUCAAUUAUUUUAACAACCAGAGCACUCACGGACUCAAAUGCUGCUGCCACACACAACUCAAGAGCUCGAGUAUUUUUCUAUAGUCUCUGUUCUCCCAGUUAUCUUGUGAACCAGUGUUCAACUAGUUUUAUAUCUGAAAGCUGCACAGUUUUCAUAGUACAAACCAUCGUUUUUACCUGUAGUUCAGAGCUCUCUGUUAAAAUGUAGCUGCAUUACCAACUCCUUUAAAAGAAGUGUGUUAAAGGAAAAUUUGGGUGUAACUUUCUUGGGACCGUUUCUGUAACCUCUGCCCUUCACAAUAUAGAAUAUAUUGUUUAUGCCAUCACAUUUUAAUUCCAGGUUUAAAAUCUGUUGAAAGCUGUAGCUUGAAAUCAGCUUUGUUUAUGUGAUGGCAUUUAAAAAAUAGCAUGUUCUUUUUAAACUGAAUUUUAUAUCUAAUCAAUGUCUUCAGUCUUGAAGAAGAAUUUGCAUUGUUGUGUUUGUAUAUAGAGUAUUGCAGUGCAUGAAUUAGCUUUAUGCAUUUUAUUAAAUGCUGUUUCAAUGUGGCAUUAUUGUUGUGGCUUAAUACUACUACCUAAAUGAGGUUUAUACUAUUAAAAGUGUAUUAAAAACUCA
Molecule: messenger RNA, 7682 nt
Organism: Bubalus bubalis (water buffalo)
Lineage: Eukaryota; Metazoa; Chordata; Mammalia; Artiodactyla; Bovidae
Gene: NR2C2
Product: nuclear receptor subfamily 2 group C member 2
Exons: 14
Coding region: 486-2276 (596 amino acids)
Biological process (GO): anatomical structure development; cell differentiation; positive regulation of embryonic development
Molecular function (GO): zinc ion binding; RNA polymerase II cis-regulatory region sequence-specific DNA binding; nuclear receptor activity
Source: RefSeq, a predicted model, not a curated record